Molecule: messenger RNA, 2493 nt
Organism: Paramecium tetraurelia
Lineage: Eukaryota; Ciliophora; Oligohymenophorea; Peniculida; Parameciidae
Exons: 5
Biological process (GO): cell motility
Cellular component (GO): motile cilium
Source: RefSeq, a predicted model, not a curated record
AUGACUUCCUCUGCUGUUAGUGAUUUUGAAAUAUAGAAAUAAGCAUAAUAGUAAUAAAAUAAUAUACUUGCAAUAUUAAAAUCUGGUAAUGCAACAGUAGUAAAUGAAAAAUUAUAAAGAUGCAAAGAUUUUAAAGAUGGCAAGGAUAUUACUAUUCCGUUUUGCUAUAAAGAAAACUCACCGAAGGAAGAGUUAGUACUAGAACAUGUUUAAUAAUUUCAAAAGCAGUUUCAAUUACAUUAUGAUGAGAGGAGAAAUCUGUUUCUUUAUCCCAAAAAUGAGUGUGAUUUGUACAAAUUUAUAUGCACAACAAUUCGGCCUCAAAAAAUUGGUUAUUUGGAACUCUAUAAUUACGAAUAGUGUGCAAGAUAUAUGAGUUUUUUUAUUGCUUAUGAAUAAUUGGAUCCUCCUGAUUAAUUUCCUAAGGUAAUACCAAGUCCAACUAAUGUUGCGAGGUGGUAAAAGGGAGACUGCUUUGAUUUAUCUAUAUUACUUUGCAGUGUUCUAAUAGGAGUGGGUUAUGAUGCUUAUUGUGUCUAUGGAACAGCUCCACGGUCAAUUACCAGUAAAAAUGAAUCAGAUCUUGAUUACAUCUUCAUUAACAAUGGAAUAAAGGAGGACGAUGAAGACUAAAACAAAGAUAACGAUGAACUGAAAGACAAUGAAUUCGCUAUCCUCCCAAAAGAAGAAAUUAUUUCUAAAUAUGACACUAAAAUACAAAAGUAAAAAGAAGAAUACGAAAAAGAGCAAAGAAGAAUAGCUUUAACUAUAGAUGAUGAUGAACCUGAUUAGAUGGGACAUGAUUUUUAUGCUGGAAGGAGAAUUCAUUGUUGGAUUCUCUUGAAGGCAGGAAAGAGAGGAGUUGAAAGAAAUCUCUUUAUUGAACCCUCAACAGGAAGAAUCUAUCCUAUUAAUGAUAGUCCAUUUCUAACUGUUGAUGCUGUAUUCAAUAAUAGGAACUUCUGGAUUAAUAUGAAACUCGAAUCAAAGGUGGCUGAUUUAAAUUUUGAUGAAAUGGAUACUUCUAUGAAUUGGGAAUAUGUUAUGCUCGACACUUUGGUAGAAUAGGCAUAAUAAGAUGAUGAAGAUUAUAAUUAUGGCGAAGAUCAUAACCAAUAAUAAAAGCAUGUAGAUCCGCAAUAAUAACAAUUGCAAGACAUUGUACAAAUCUUAGAUAUGCCUCCCCCAUGGCCACCUAAAGUCUUUAUUGAUAAGGAGUGCUUUCUCAAAGGAACUCCUUUAGGAGAGUCAACAGUCUUCUAUAAGAAAUGCAAAAUAGACUCCUUUGCUCCUUACUCUCAAGAACAAGAUGGACUAGUCUAGAGAUUUACCAUCUAUCAGGAUUACAAAAGAUUGAAAAUACAAGAAAUAAGGUACUUUUACAAACAUAGAUCUGAUAAAUUAGUACUGAAAAGAAGAUUCCCAUACGAAUUUAAAACUAUUGAGGAGUAUGAACCUGGUAAUAAACCAUAACGUAAGACCAUUACUACAAUUGACAGAUAAUUGAGAAUCAUUAUUUACUAUCCAACUAGAAAUCAUGAUGGAUUGAUCAAAAGAAUUGAAAAGAUUGGAGAAAAGACAAUUGAAGAAUACGAAAACAGAGAUGAUCGUGUUAUUUAUAGAUCUGUUAGAUUUGAUCCGAAGGAUAAGAAAUUUGAAUAAAGAGACUUAACACAUAAUGAUAGAUAUAUGGGUUAAGUCAAAAUUACGAAAAUGACUUAAAAAUAUGAAUUAAGCGAACUAUAUCCAGCUAGUGAAUAACCAUAGAAAGUUGUUAUUGAUUUGCAAAAGAAUCUUAUUAAAGUCUACUAUCAUAUGAAUAAAGGAGAAAUCAAUCCAUAAUUCAAAGAGCUUAAAAGAGAGAAUAUGCAUAGCUUAGGCAAAUUAACUGAACCUGGAGUUGAGAAAAAAAAUGAGGAUGCUUUAGUAUCAUAAGAGAAUUAACGCAUAGCUAAUUUAGAGAAGGAAUGCUUAACCCACAUCAAAAAUUAGGAGGAUGAAGUCAAAAAGGAUGAAGAAUAGCUUAGAUCUUAAGAUUUAAAGUUGGAGAAGACACUUCAUGAUAAAGCCAGAGAAAGAUAUAAGGAAACCUUAAAGAAAUCAGAAGAGGAAAAAUAAAGAGAAUAAGCUGAUAAGGAUUACUUGUAUCCAUAUUUAGAAAAAAGAAAACUCUAGGGAAAGGACGUUCUAUCAUACAAUGAGGCUUUGGAAAUACAAAAAGAUGUCAUGACCAAAUUGAAAGAACGUUUAUUAUCAAGAGCAGCUAUCAUUUAGAAAAAACUUGAAGAGGAAAGGGCAAAAUUAGAUUAAGCUGAAUAAAUGUAAUAAAAGAAAUCGGAUCCUGAUGAUAACGAAUACAUUAACAUUCAAUUUAGAAUAGAUAUUUUAGAAUAAAGAGCUAUAAGAUUUGAAUCUUAGGCUCUAAUUAAAUAUGAAGAAAUGGAUAGAAAAUUAAAGGAAGAUAAAAGAUUGUCAGAACUAAAGAAGAAAUGA